Williopsis jadinii is the source of this 485-nucleotide messenger RNA. RefSeq lists its product as uncharacterized. The record is from RefSeq and is a predicted model, not a curated record. Lineage: Eukaryota; Fungi; Ascomycota; Saccharomycetes; Phaffomycetales; Wickerhamomycetaceae. The coding region runs from base 1 to 462 and encodes 153 amino acids. The transcript has a single exon.
AUGUUCGCACAAGGCCUGAGCCUUUUAGCAGGUGAGCCACAACAGCAAAGUUCUCUGGAGUCAAUAAUAGAAAAGUGUGGAACAGAACUAUACAACUCUGGUUGUGACUUUGAGCCCAUUGAUCCAAACUCGACAAGUGUGAAGAUGGAAAUUGCAUGCCAAUUGUUAUCUUCAAGGUUGAUACAUUUGGGUGCUGAUCCAGAUAAAAUCUUGAACAAUGACCUGAAGGAGUUGAGUAACGUUAAUUGGAGCACCCUUGAUAAAAAGGAGAAGAAAAGGUUGAGCAGAACGAAUUCCAAAUAUUAUAUGAAUUUCCAUGACGUUGAACACGAUACAAAGAGCAAACACUUUGGAGAAGAGUGGCAUUACACUUUCAAAGAGUUGAGACGGAUGGAAUGGGUGAGAUUUAAAUUCAUUUCCAAUAGGGAUAGAUAUACCAUUUUUCCAGAGCCAAAAGUCUGAGUGCAUUAUAAAGCGUAAUGAAC